UUUACUGCAUAUACUUUACGAAGCUAACAAAUAUCUUCGAUUGACAUGGUUUUUGAGAGAUAAGAAUUUAUUUAUUGUAUGUAAUUAAUUAAAAACAAGUUAGUUUACUGUGUUUGUUUGUAGAAUGAGCAGUAUCGAUGACAAAAGAAAUAAAUUAACACUUUACACUUGAACAGAGUUCAAAUAAACAGUUUGUGCUUUAUUAUAAUAAACAGGUAUUGAAAAUGGAUGAUAUUUCAUAUGUUACUACUUUUUUAAUAUUAAUAAUAUCAGUUAUAUUAAUCUACUUGACAUGGUUUUAUUAUGAAUCAUUUCAAUAUUGGAAACGGCGAGGUAUUCCUUAUAUUAAACCAAUAAUAGCACCUUUUGGAAAUACUUUGAAAAUCUAUCAGGGAAAAGCGACGUUCGGUGAAGUUUUCGCAGAUGCUUAUUUAAAUCUAAAAAAAAGAGGUGAACGGCACGGCGGUAUGUACUAUUUACAUUCGCCAUUCUACAUUCCAGUAGAUCCAGAUAUAAUAAAAAAAAUUGUCAUCAGUGACGCUCAUUAUUUUGCUAAUCACGGGAUGUAUAUAAACCCCGAAGACGAUAUCCUGUCAGGACAUUUGUUUAAUAUGGAGGAUAAAGCUUGGAAAGUUUUGAGAACUCAAACACCAUCGAUUUUCACUUCGUCUAAGAUGAGGAAUAUGUAUCUAACCAUGCAGAAAAUGGUGGAUCCUUUUCUUAUGUGGUUAGAUAAAUAUGCAGAAACCCAAGAACCUGUAGAUAUAAAGAAUGUCCUGACUCGUUUCACGACAGAUAUUAUAUCAGCAUGUGCUUUCGGCAUAGAUACGAAUACCUUAAAAAAAGAAAAUGAAGAUAUUUUGUACCAUAGUCGUAAAUUUUUCGACUACCAAUGGGGUUUAUUUAGAAACACUAUAGUUGUAGCAAUACCAAGACACAUUUUGCAAGCGUUUAAAUUUAGAAUAUUCCCUAAAAAUACCGAAAAGUACGUGGUGGAUAUGUUUACGAAUAUUUACAAAUACAGAAAACAGAAUGGAGUAAACAGAAAUGAUUUAAUGAAUACUUUCAUGAGAUUAACUGAAAAGAAUGAAGAUUUGAAAGAUUUUACUGGAAAAAAUAGAAUAGAGCCGCUCGAUAUGAAUCAGUUAUCUUCUCAUCUGUUUCUAUUUUUUUGUGCUGGAUUCGAAACUUCUUCCAGCACGCAAACUUUCGCUUUGUACGAGUUAGCAAAAAAUCCAAAUUGUCAAACUAAAUUGAGAAACGAAAUCAACAGUGUUCUAGCUAAACACGACAACAAGAUGACUUACGAUGCCAUAAUGGAAAUGAAAUAUUUAGAACACUGCAUUGAUGAAACCCUUAGGAUAUAUCCAAUUUUUCCAAUCGUUCUAAGACGCUGUAGAGAAGACUACGAAAUACUUGAUACCGGUUAUACUAUAGAAAAAGGUACGUACGUUAUGGUUACUAAUAUGGGUAUACAAAGAGAUCCAGAAUAUUACCCCAAUCCAUUACAAUUUGAUCCUGAGAGAUGGACUUACGAAAAUAGUUUGAAUAGACCUUUUGUCGCUAAUCUGCCGUUUGGAGAAGGGCCUAGGAUUUGUGUAGGAAAACGUUUCGGUCUUUUGCAAAGCAAAUUAGGUAUAGCUACGCUCGUCAAAGAUUAUGAAGUCACUUUAAGCGACAGAACCAAAAAAGGAUUUAAAUUCGUUUCAUCGGAGCUAAUUUUGAGAAAAGACGGAGAUGUAUGGUUACAACUCAAAAAAAUUUAACAAUUUAAUUAAUAAUAAUAUACAAGUGAUUUAUUGAUAAUUGUAAGAUAUGAUUAAAAUUACUCAAAAUUGGUAUUUUCUAGGA
Diorhabda carinulata is the source of this 1851-nucleotide messenger RNA. RefSeq names its product cytochrome P450 6a2-like. The transcript has 5 exons. Bases 225 to 1766 code for a protein of 513 amino acids. Gene Ontology annotation, molecular function: oxidoreductase activity, acting on paired donors, with incorporation or reduction of molecular oxygen; iron ion binding; monooxygenase activity. NCBI's taxonomy places the organism in Eukaryota, Metazoa, Arthropoda, Insecta, Coleoptera, Chrysomelidae. The record is from RefSeq and is a predicted model, not a curated record.